AUGGGCUCUCUCUGUUCCAAAUCGUCGAAUCACGAAGGUGGCCACACUGUGUUAGGUUCAGAGCCCAGCGGCCAGAACACUGUCGGUGGUGCUCGUACGGCACCUGCAAAUGCUCGCACUGCCGCUGCGGAAGCAGCAGAACGUCGGCUACAGGCGGCUCAAAGAAGGGGCACAAAUAAUGCGAAUCCUAACGCAGGCAAGCUUGCUGGUCAAUUAGCAAAACAGAACAGUUCGAAACCUGCCACUCAGGCCCGAGAAGAAGAGCGACUAGUGGUGCGUUCCCUCUUUCCUCACCAACGUGCCGUCGUUUAUCAGCUGUGA
Messenger RNA from Cyclocybe aegerita, 321 nucleotides. NCBI's taxonomy places the organism in Eukaryota, Fungi, Basidiomycota, Agaricomycetes, Agaricales, Hemipholiotaceae. The record is from the annotation of a GenBank genome assembly.